AUGGACUCACCAACCGAUCUUCGUCUGAAAGCUUAUCGAUUUGCCGCUUAUUCUGCCGUUGGCUUCUCUCUUACGGCAGCCGUCUCACUUUGUUUGACUCUUCCACUUUUGUACAGUUAUGUUCAAAAUGCUAAAGGACAACUCGAACGUGAAUCACUCUUCUGCAAAAACUCCGUAAAAGAUAUGUGGUCGGAGAUCAACAGUGUUGAGGACGUUGUGAAGAACAGAACUGCAAGACAAGCUUAUUCGGGUGGUGCCGGAACAGCUGGAGGAGCUGGAGGAGGUGGCUAUGCUUCUGGAACUGGAGCGGCAGCUGGUGGAGGCGGUGGAGGUGGAUCUUGCCAAGGAUGCUGCAAUCCCGGACCACCAGGACCAGGAGGAUCGCCUGGAAAGCCUGGAAAGCCUGGAAAGCCAGGAGCACCAGGAGCACCAGGAGCCGCAGGUAAAGGAGCCGGAGCACCAUGCGAAGCCGCAACACCACCGCCUUGCCAACCAUGCCCACCAGGACCACCGGGACCGCCAGGACCUGACGGGCCUCCAGGACCAGCCGGUGGACCAGGAGAACCAGGAGGUUCAGCUUACCCAUCCCCUCCGGGACCACCAGGACCACCGGGACCACCGGCCCCUCCAGGAAACGACGGGCAACCAGGGUCUCCAGGAGAGCCAGGACCGGCUGGAGAAUCGAAUUACGCUGAACCUGCUGGACCAGGACCAGCGGGACCUCCAGGACCUCCAGGACCACCAGGACCAGAUGGAGAUGCCGCGCCACCAGCACCAGGAGAGCCAGGACCAAAGGGACCACCAGGGCCAGGAGGACCACCUGGAGCUGAUGGAAACCCCGGACCACCAGGGCCGCCAGGAAAUCCAGGAGGACCUGGAGAAAAAGGAAUAUGUCCAAAAUAUUGUGCCAUCGAUGGUGGAAUUUUCUUCGAAGACGGAACUCGCCGCCGCUAA
This is a messenger RNA of Caenorhabditis bovis, 954 nucleotides long. The record is from the annotation of a GenBank genome assembly. Lineage: Eukaryota; Metazoa; Nematoda; Chromadorea; Rhabditida; Rhabditidae.